Molecule: messenger RNA, 1990 nt
Organism: Drosophila elegans
Lineage: Eukaryota; Metazoa; Arthropoda; Insecta; Diptera; Drosophilidae
Exons: 4
Coding region: 527-1087 (186 amino acids)
Biological process (GO): sleep; positive regulation of voltage-gated potassium channel activity; regulation of synaptic transmission, cholinergic
Source: RefSeq, a predicted model, not a curated record
UAUUGUCUUUGGUGUUGAGCCGCAGAGUAGAGGCCAAAAGUGUUUGGAAACAGGGAAAUUGCAUUUUUUCCGUCGCGGUUCUGCAGUUCCUUUGACAAGCUCCCCCCUUUUGGCUGGUGCAUUUUGCAAUUUAAAUAAUUUUUGCCUUUUGCUGGCAUGUGGGGCGGCCAAGACGUUAUUACUGUCGGCAUCGUGAGCCACUCGAGCGACGCACCCACGCAGAAAAAGAUCCCAGGACGAAGGAUGAAGGACGAAGUAACCGCCCAUGAAAGACAGCUUCGUUUCUUGUUCGGGCCAAAAACGAUGACGUGGUCGUGGCGCAUAUCCUUUUUGCAGGCAAUUGUGUUAGCCUAGCUGGUUUCCAAUUUCAGUUUGCCUUUGGCCAACGGCAGUGGCGGUACCUACCUAAAAUCUUUGAGCGGAAAAUUCGAGAAAAUCACAUAGUGCGCGCGAGUGCCAGAAAAUAUUUGAAAAAUCUGCAACCAAAAGGGAAAUAAAUCAAAGAAAGAAAAUAACAGUGCGAGUGAUGUCGGGAUUUUUAUUGCUUCUGUCUCUGGCGGCCUUCUUUUCGAAUGGCGCAGCCAUCAAGUGCUUUGUCUGCGAUUCGAGCGAUAAUCCCAGUUGCGCCGAUCUGGGCUCCAAUUCCAGCAUUGUGCCCGAGGAAUGCACAUUGGACAAAAUGAAAUCGCUGGACACCUGGCUUUUCGACCUUAAUAAAUUCUCCUAUUUCGAUAACGGCGCCAACAAAAAUCCGCUUAUGAAUUGCCAAAAAGUUGUGGCCAAAGACCCUGACACUCGGAAAGUGGUGACCGCUCGUUUCUGCCAACUUGACACCGGGGACUCCGACGCCUGCCAGAUCCUGAGGACCAAGCUGCGCAUCCCGACCGCCGAGGAGCGGGAGCAGCGCAAUCGCAACCAGAACAAGCGGCGGAAGAAGGGCCAGGAUGCGGAUGACGAGGAGGAGCCCUCGGCGGAGGAUGCCUUCUUCUGCGACAUUUGCAAGACGGAUCGCUGCAAUGGAGCGGCAGCCAUAACGCUAUCGAUGGGUUCGGUUUUGGCCCUGAUUUUGAUCCAACUGGGCCACUAAAGGAAAGGAACAACACACAAGGGAUAUAUUAGUAUACCGAUGGAAUGAGUUGGUCGCAUUUAGGUUGAGUUACCGUUAGCGUUACCCUUGCCGUUUACUUUGUAAAUAUUUGAGUGCAACGUCGCUGGUUCGUAUAAGUGUUUCAAAGGCACUCACUUAAACCCCCCUACCCCUUAAACUUUCCCCUUAACCCUAGAAAUGUAAGCACCCAAAACACCGAUACAAUACACACAGAGAGGGAAAACUCACACACAAAGUCGCUUUGAUUCAAAAUAAACAUGAAUCUUUCAAUUUCAAAAAUAAAUACCAAAAAAAAAAAAUAGUAGGAAUACCCAAGGUACUACAUCCUAUAUAGAAAUAUCAAUGUUUGGGAUUCUAUGUCAUUAGCUCUUACUAUCUAGCUUAAUUAUGUUACUAUUCUGAUUUGUUAUUUGUAACUGCUAGGAGCGAUGAGUAUAAGAAUUCACCGAUUGCCUUUAAUUUUCAUAAUUUUUAGAAAGCAAUAUAUAUGUGAAUUAGUAUUCUUAGGUAAAUUCAAAAGUGCAUUCGUGUUACAGAAUUACAGAAAAAACUUACAAAACUUACAUAUUGAACGGAAAACAUAAAUUUGUCAUAAAAGCCGCAAGCAAAAACAAUCAACUAAAUGCAAAACGCGAAUUUAAUAAUAAAGUAAAACAAAUGCAAUAAAUGUUAAAUGUGCAAUUAGACGAAAUGUUAAUGAAAAGCAAUGCAAUAAUUAAUCUGUGAGCUUACAAUCGCCUAAAAGCCGCACACUACAUAUAUAGUACUAUAUGAUUUUGCGCCGAGUCGAGCAAUAAGUUCUGCUUAGUUCAUAAGCGAGUUUUGAAAUGGAAACAAAAAAUUUAACAUUCAGAGCACACCAAUAAAUGCUGUAUAACAGUA